AUGGACAGAAUCCGACAGCAAAAGAUUCAAAAGUUUGAAGAAUUUGUAGAUGGCAGAUUAAAGCCUGAUCUAGUCCUUGCCAUUGCCCAAAGGUUGUCCCCCUCUCUCUCUGUUUUAAUUUUUCUUUGCUUUCGAUCUCAUUAUCUGUCAGCUGGCUUCUAUCGAAAAGAGGAGAUGUAAUAGAGCACGCUUAUUUUUAGAUCAUGCACCUUCUCCUUAGCAUUUUAGCUUUCACACUGGGUUUUGCAUGGAGGAAUUACCCCCCCCCCCCCCUAUUGUCGUCUCCAGCUUAAAUCCUCGUUUUUUUUAAGGAAUUAUUUUCUUCUAUUCACACAAUGCUAAUAAGAGGGUUUAUCUCUUCUGAUGAAAUUAUGCAGGGACAAGCUGUUUCGAGAACAGAGAGUUUUGUAUCCUUUUGAGGUCUGCUUUGUUAUGCAAACCUGGUGUUGUACAUUGCCAUGUAUGUGUUUCCCUAAACAUAUUUUGCGUUUGUGCAAAUUUUCUCAGUUUUUUCUGCUGAUCAUCUUCUAGAUAUUGAUAUAUAUAUAUAUAUAUACCUAUGUUGAUAUCUGAGUGCUCGUGGCUGUUAGUUCUUAACUCAUCUGCACACCUUUCAGCUCUGAUCUGAAGAAGAAUAUCGAAAAUCUACAGAAAAAUGGAGUUACUUCACUUCGAACAAUGGUCAACAUUGGCUCUGAGGUUUACCUGCAAGCAGAUGUGUAUGCCCAUAAACUCUUCUGUCUUUUUCUACGCUGAUAUUGUUAUUUAAAUUUAGAAUUCAGACAGUCUCUUGUUUCUCCUUGUAAUGAAAGCAAUUCGAACUCUAGCUCAACGCUGUCCCCACCUUUGCAUGAUUGCUGGAACAUAGAAAUUAAUCCUUAGAUGAAUGUAAAUCUCUCGAAAUAUUGACUCUUACACAUUCCAACUUCAAGCACAUAGACAUAAUUCUGGAUAUUUUGCUCAAUUUGAGUCUAGAAUAUUUUGUAAAGGGAGUCAUUAUGGUGUUUCAUUCUGUUUUUUUCCUCUCCACAGGCCAGACACUCGUCACAUAUUCGUAGAUGUCGGGCUUGGUUUCCAUGUUGAGUUUACCUGGUCUGAAGCUCUGGAGUUCAUAUCAGUCAAGGAAGCAAGAAUAGCCAGGCAUGCCCUCUCCAUUGUGAGGUCCCAUAUUUUCAUUUAUACCUGACACCAUAUGAUAUCAUUGUUUUGUCGGCCAUUCAUCUCACAUGCAAGUACUUUAUAGAUUUAUAUAUUAGUGUUGUAUAAUGCAGCCCAAUUAUUUUUUGGGUCCUGGGGUCAGCCCAGCCAGUCAACAUAAUGAUUUAAUCACUCUUAAAUCGUAUAUUUCUGGCCAUUAAUCACUUGAUUGCCAUGUUGGAUUUGCAUUUUUUUCACUACUUGAUAGGCAAAUCGAAGAGUGUACCCAGUUGAUCGCGAAUAUCAAAGCUCGUAUUAAAUUGGUAAGCAUGUUUCUGCACUUUGUGGGUCUUGGUUUUGCUCUUUGUAGGUUUGCCCAAUUAAGCAUACUAAUUCCUUCAAGCUCUUUCUCAUAGACCGUUUCUGCUUCUUUAAUGCACCAUAAUCUUCAAAGCUUAUGCUCUUUCAUUACAACCAUCCCCACAUAAUAUACCACAAUUAAAUCACUUCUCUCUUGUUCUUCAACACUUGUUGAACUUCUGGAUGAAUGAUGGAAUAGUUCUUUAUGAUUAUUGUUUUAAGAGAAAAACAAAUGCACUUGCGGGGGUACCUUCAUAUGAUUUCUUAGUCCUCUGUGGGUCCCAACUCACCACAUGGGUUCCUGCUCGAGCCUAGGAGAAACAAAUCAGACUUUAUUGUUGAUCAAUCUUAUUUUUAUUUAAUUUAUUAAUGUUUUGGUUUUGUAUGAUCUCAAAUUAUCUUACAGUUCAAUCCUCCAAUGGAAUUCGCAUACUCUACUAAAAAUGGCAUUCCCUUGCAGGUCUGUGAAGGCAUACGGGAGCUGCUCUUGUUGCCUGGGUAG
Spirodela intermedia is the source of this 1999-nucleotide messenger RNA. The record is from the annotation of a GenBank genome assembly. NCBI's taxonomy places the organism in Eukaryota, Viridiplantae, Streptophyta, Magnoliopsida, Alismatales, Araceae.